Messenger RNA from Punctularia strigosozonata HHB-11173 SS5, 1342 nucleotides. RefSeq lists its product as uncharacterized. Lineage: Eukaryota; Fungi; Basidiomycota; Agaricomycetes; Corticiales; Punctulariaceae. The transcript has 6 exons. Bases 242 to 1261 code for a protein of 339 amino acids. The record is from RefSeq and is a predicted model, not a curated record.
CUGACAACAGGACCCUGUGGGUGGUGUUCGCCGCAAGUGCGUGCUUGCGGACACUCGCGGUCCCCGUCUAUGCAAAAAGUCGGUAUGUCGGCUCCUCCGUGGCCUCGGAACCGGAAGCUCGCUUGCAUCCCUGGACCUGGCUUCCCUCCUGCCGUCUCUUUCUCCUGCUUCGUCGUCGUCGUCGUUCCGUCCCGUCCGACCGGUGCGCCUCGGGAGGCGCUACCAGCAGCAUACGCGUGCAAUGUCGGUCAUGAGCGAAGCCGACGCGUACGCGACUGCGGUCGUCAAUCGCGUUUGCGUCGCGUCGCUCGCGUUCCUGGCGUACGACAUCCUCCUCACUUUCCCCGACGAAGUCGCGCAUAUAUGGACCAAACCGCGUUUCUCGUUCACGAAAUGGGUCUUCCUGGUGCUACGGUAUUACACCCUGGCCAUCGUUGCCGCAAUGACCUUGGUUUCCGCCGGGCGGGGAUCAGUGACGCGCCUUCACCACCCGCCGUAUUGCUCCCCAUGGUACUCGUACCAGGCUGGCUCGCUGCAAGUCGUCAUUGCCCUGAUGGAAACUAUUAUGAUGUUACGAGUAUACGCAUUGUAUAAUCGCAGCAGACUCGUCGCGGUGCUGCUCGUUACCCUGUUCAUCGUCGAAGAACUGGCGAUGGCCGCCUCACUAGCGUUGUUCCUGCCCAAGCUACAGUUUAACGAAUUUUGCAUCGCGGAGACCAUUCCGAGCGUCGCGGUUCUCAUUGGGGUCGCGCCCAUUGGAUUCGAGCUUUUCAUGCUCUGUCUUACAUGGGCCAAGGUCAUCAGAAUGUCGCGUCUCCUCAGACACGAAAGGAUGCUUUUCCUACUUAUCCGCGACGGAACAUGGACAUUUCUCGUUGUAUUCCUCACAUUCGCAUUGAACGGGCUAUUCUAUCUGAUCAUCGCUGGCCCGCGAGGAAGCAUGAUGUGGAGCUGGCAGUUCACCAUCUGCGCGUUUGCGGGCUGUCGGCUUGUGCUGCAUAUGCACACCGCCUCACCCACCGCGUCAGGCGUCAACCGCCUGCCCAGCACCUUGCUCUCUGCCCGCCGCAGGUUCGGUUCCACGUCUGAAGCCUUAUCGUGGGGAGCAGCGCACGGCGAUGACGAUCUCCAUAACGGAUACGUCCUGACGACCUACCUCGGCGAGACGCCCAGUAUCCCGGCUGACCCUGUGACGGAGACGACGGACCGGAUCGAUAUCUCCGGCGGACGGUUACACCCCCAUUCUGCAGGAGGACCGUGACCUUGGCCACGAUGGACUCAGCACACAACGACAAUCCCUCAUGAGGCUACGGGAUCGUGCAUAAGGUCACACCGAAUUCGU